Molecule: messenger RNA, 1421 nt
Organism: Pseudonaja textilis
Lineage: Eukaryota; Metazoa; Chordata; Lepidosauria; Squamata; Elapidae
Source: RefSeq, a predicted model, not a curated record
GCCGCCUUCUGGGGCUCCGGCAGAGCUCCAGCUCUGCUCAGUAGCUGCCCUAAGUAGAACCACCCGUACCUUGGGUAGCCUUCGCCGGUAGCGCCGAUCAGCUGGAGCCGAGCGCUGCAGAUCCCGAGGCCUCAGCAGAGGCUCCGGCAGCGCCCCAACUCCAGCUGACUCCUCCCAAGGCCCGUGUGCUGCUGCCGCUGCCGCUGCCGCCGGCGACGGUGGAGGCCGGCGGAACUCCAGCUGAGCUUCAUACCCAGCACCGAUCAGCUGGAGCUGCGAGAGCAGACCCAGCUCCAGCUCAUCCCUCAGCAACUUGUAUAUUUUGACCUCAACUCUUAAAUUCCUAAAAGCUGAUGUCACUUAACUUGGUUGAUGCAGAUUUCUUUUUGGAAGAGAAUAAAUUCAAGCAAUAUUGUACAGAAUUUCUCCAAUAUUCACAAAGAAUUGGGGAUGAUUGGCAAUGGAGAAGCAUAAAGGACUCUACUGAUGGCUACAUGAUUAAAACACAUUUUCUGCUGAAAAAUGGAAGUAUCUCUUCAGGCAGAGUGGACAUAGUAAACGAUGAACCAACAUUUCUGUGUGUUGAGGAAGGUCUGGAUGAUUCUCAAGAGGCUGGAGUCUCUGAAGUAUCAGAGGUGAUUCGCUAUGAAUAUCAUGUUCUAUAUUCCUGCAGUUAUCAAGCUCCUGUUCUCUAUUUUAGGGCAAGUUUUUUAAAUGGAAAACCUUUAACAUUAGAUGAAAUAUGGAAAAGUGUACAUGAAUGCUAUAGGGAUCGCCUCUGGCAAGGACCAUGGGAUAUGAUUACGCAACAGGAACAUCCAUUACUUGGUCAGCCUUUCUUUGAACUUCAUCCCUGCCGGACAAAUGAAUUUAUGUCUUCAAUAUUAUCCAAUUUACAUAAACAAAACAAGCAUACGAACUAUAUUAUUUCGUGGCUGAGUGUUGUUGGCCCAGUUGUGGGUCUCCAUCUGCCUUUGAGUUAUGCAAAAGCCAAUUUGGAAGAAACUUCAGAUUAUGAACAAAAAUAUGGAUUUGGGUGAAAUAUAAAGUGUCACAAGCCUUAUAAUUUAACAUGCUUGGAACUAAGAAUAAUAAAACAGUGAGACCGUGCUGCAUUGAUAUAUAGUCUGAUGAACAUCCAGUUUAAAAGAAGUUCUCAUUUCAAUCAGGAUACAUGAUGCCAUUGAUAUACAAAUAUUGAUUCAUAUUAUAAUUUCUUUGUGAUAAGUGGGAAAACAGAUAAUUCUGCCCUAAAACAAGUAAGAGGAGUAUUUUGGAGCAACAUCUGGACAAGUGAUUCAAAUCAUAGAAAGAACAUAAGCAAUUGCCAAAAUAUCUGAAACCAGGAACAGUUACAACCAUUUCUCUAUCUUGACUGCUGUUGGAGCUUAUGCAAAUUAAUGAAAAGGAAUAAUGUGUAU